Molecule: messenger RNA, 2118 nt
Organism: Leptosia nina
Lineage: Eukaryota; Metazoa; Arthropoda; Insecta; Lepidoptera; Pieridae
Source: the annotation of a GenBank genome assembly
AUGGAACGUGCAACGGGAACAGAGGUGUUCGGGUGUGGCUCGACCCAUUCCACGGACAUAACGCUGAAUAUACAAACGACGACUGGUGGUAAUUUCUCCAUUAGCGUGAACUGUAAAAAUUCCGUGGAGUACCUGAAGAAAGUUGUUUCGAGAAAAUUGAAAGUGUCCAAGGAUAGAAUAUGCCUGCUACAUCGCGAAAGACAACUUAUGGACGGCACAUUGGAAGAAAAUGGCCUUUUGGAUGGAUCGCGAGUGAUUUUACUGCCGAGCGUCGAAAGUGGUCUGUUGAGUCAAAGAUCAGAGAACUCGGUGAUGCAAGCUUUAGAGACCCUCAAUGACAAUCAAGUUAAUGAUUUUCUUAGUGGAAGGUCACCGUUGAAUCUUACUAUGAGGCUCGGGGACCACAUGAUGUUGAUACAGCUGCAGCUUUCCACCCUUAAUUCUGGCUCAUCAAGCAGUAGUCGUUCAUUAAGAACAUCCACCCCGACAAAAAGUUCUUCUGCUUCCAAAAUUGACACCAAGGAGCCAGUUUCAACAGCUCAAUCAGUUCCAAAGACAAAUGAUGCACCUUCUGAAAAACACAAAGAGCUACAUUUAGAGAAACAGGACUUAGACUUAUUGCAGAAUGCUUUCGAUUUAUAUAGAUCUAUGGCUGAAGAGAAAUUUGCUGAGAAAGCUGACACAAGCAAAGAGGAUGCAAAUUCCUCAAAUUGUACAUUAUCAGAUAUGGCUGACACAUCGGGUGAGAGUGAACAGUCACCUAUAAAGUCAUUAUCAAAUUUGGUCUCUAGUCCGAUACAUACCUCAGAGAAUAGAGAAGCAAAGGCAAUUGCCAACUCAGUUAAGAGUAGUCUGCUUGACUUACUAUCAAAUAAAUCGGGUGACAUACCAUCCACAUGUGACAAGCCUUGCACUUCAAGUCACACGGACUCCAUGAGUGACGACAGUGAUAAUUUCACUGAACAGAGUUCAUUCCUCGCUGAGAACACAAUAGAUGAAUACCCAAUGGAAAAUCUAUUCAAUAGUGCUGUUGACAAGGGCCUUUUCACCGAGCAAGAUGAGACUAUGAUGGAUCGAGAGAUUUCAAACCUGGCAACGACCAGUCACGGACAAGAGUCCACUGGACCACUUCCAUCAUUCCAAAGCAUAAAUGAGCCAUUAAAAAAUAAGCGCUUCCAAUACUUACUUCAUAAGACAUCCAAAUUCAAGCAGCCAAUUAGCCAAAAUAAGCAAAAGGCGUUCUUGCAAGUCGCAAAUAAGAAAAGAAGUAUUCAAAUUGAUUCCCCACAACCGUCUACCUCAAAGGAGACAGUCACAAAGAUUGCUACAGGAAGCCAGACAGAUGUCUAUGCUAUACCCUCCACAUCCAAACAGACACCAACACCGAUCACAUCUACAGAUGAAAACCCGGUUAUAGACACUAAAGCCCUGAAGGAAGCCUCAAGAAGUCUCACACAGAAGCUUAGAAAAUUAUCUAAGGAGGUGUUGACAAAAAAAAUUGAUCUCAAAACGUUGGAGCAGUCUGUGCGAUCAAAAAUAAGUCCUGGUGCAGUCAUUGAGUCUAUGAAGCAUCACGGUCGGGGGAUAUACUCGGGAACAUUCUCUGGCACACUAAAUCCUGCUUUACAAGACAGAUACGGACGACCUAAACGCGACAUAUCUACAAUUAUACACAUCCUGAAUGACUUGCUUUGCGCCACUCCACCGUUGGGACAGCGGGAUUUGAAACACAACUGCACGAACACUAACCUUGAUGACGUUAACAAAUGUCCUAACUGCAGUCAAGCGGCCUGCUCCUACGGCCAGUGCGAUGGUCAUCCAUCCACAUCCCGGAAAUCAUGCACUUGCCCCAAGGACUGCCACUGCAACCGUUUAAACCCACCCCUAUGCGUGAACUGCGAGGGUAAGGGGACGAACGACCUAUGCCAAAAGUGCAGUACAGCCAAAACCCUAGCCAUGGAGAACUCCAAAACCAAAUGCAAGCUCGAACAGCUCAGGCUCGUGAUGCAGCAGAAGAAACAGAGGCGGGAAGCGCGCAAGCUCAAAACGCUGCCCUACCCGACGCCUCCUAAAACUAUAUCCACUCCGGAGCAAGAAGAAAUCGAAACGAUUGCUUAG